AUGUAUUCCGCCAAUCAAUUCGUCUAUACCCGCGAACGACGCCGCUUUGGGCGCCAAUGUCUGUUCAGUGAUCGCAACCAACUAAUGCUGAGCAUUAAUCCCAGCAAAAGGCAGAGAUGUCAGUUCGUAUUACGCAAUCCGGUACACCAGGCCACCCAGCUGGGUCGCCAGCUGGCCUAUACCAUAAUGGAAACGGAAAAUGUUACCCUUGCCGAACAUGGUAUGUAUCAUUAUGAGGGAGGCUGGCCCAAGGAGGUCAACAUCAAAGAUGAAGAGUCCACCCUGAGGCAUCGUAAAAAAAUCGAACGUGAUGAUAAUUGGGGUGGCCAGGUGAUCGGUUUGAUACACCAUGCCGUCGAUGUGGCCGAAGAGAAUACCACGAUGAAUAUUUAUCAGGAUUUUUUUGUGGAUUUGACCACCGAAUCGGGUGGCGGUGGUGGAGAGGAUAUCAAAUCCGCCUUUGAGUCAAGGCAAAAAAAUAUUUUCCAUGAUCCAGAAAUAAUACGGCGUCCGGUUUCGGUGCUCGAUUGGACGCCAAAUGAUGUGAGGCGUUAUUUGGUCUUACAUACAAAUAUACCCUUGGAGAGACCCCUGCCAGGAGAGGAGGCUAAUAAAAAGGAGCUGGUUCGCAAAGAGGAGAAAAAGAAAAUAACUUUACUAACCCCCCUGGUUAAGCAGGAACCGGUGUUGAACACCAAUGAUUUUUACAUCUGGAACCUGGAGAAUCCUCUGAAACCCAUGAUCACCUUUAAUUCCGAUGAUAAGGUCUUGAAGAGCCUCUAUUGUCCCAAAGAUGAAAAUUGGAUUGCCGGAGGCUUGCAAUCGGGUAAAAUAUGCCUUUGGAAUUCGAAAAUGGGGGGCCAGCCGGUCAGCCUAUGUCCCUUGGAAGCUGCUCACCGUGAACCGGUGGCAACCUUAUGCUGGGUUCACUCCAAAACCAAUACCGAAUUCUAUACCGGCUCCUAUGAUGGUUCGGUGAAAUAUUGGGAUGGUCGAAAUUUGGAUAAUCCCCUGCAAGAAUUACUUAUGGACCCGGAAAUGACUGAUGACCAAGUCAGGUCGCGAUCGCAUGGUGUCACAGUAAUGGAAUUUGAAUAUACCAUACCGAUCCGCUUCAUUGUGGCCAGCGAUAUGGGCAGCAUUUUCAUUGGCAAUCGUAAGGGUAUGACACCGAUGGAAACCCUGGCUGCGGGGAAUUAUCGUUUAUUUCAUGGACCCAUACGCAGCGUGGAAAGGAAUCCAUUUUUUGUUAAGAAUUUCCUGAUAACUGGAGAUUGGUGUGCCAAGAUUUGGGCUGAGGAAUGCAAAGGGUCUCCGCUGACAUUUUUGGUGAAGAAGCGUCAUCAGAUUUUAUGCGGCAGUUGGAGUACGGCUCGAUGUUCUUUGUUUGUUACUGGGGAUAUCGAAGGGGAAUUGGAUUUCUGGGAUAUGUUGCUGAGUCAAAGGCUGCCGAUAUUUAGUGUGAAAUUUUCCUCGAGGGUGUUGAGUGUACGAUUCCGUUCCGAUGGAGAAUUUCUGGCUGUGGGUUUGGGUAAUGGUGAUAUACAAAUUUUGGAAAUGGAUAAGGCCAUGAAACAUAGUACCAGCAAGGAUAAGGCUCUGAUGGUGGCGAUGUUCGAACGUGAACAAUUACGCUGUAAACUGCUCGAGGGUCGCGUCGAAGAAAUCAAAUUAAGACAUCGCCUCACCGCAGCCGAUUUGGAACGGAAAACUUUACUUGAAAUGCAACAACAAACUACCAUGGAACCCUUGGAUCCCGAUAAUCCCGAUGAAUUUCUACGCCUGAUAACAUCCGAUGAAGAAUUUCGAAAUGUCCUUAAUAGCUUUCAAGAUUAUGUACUAAAAGUAGAUAGAAAACGUCAGUUGCGGGAAUGCAUUAUGGAGGUAACAGAUUUUGAAGUGGAAUAUACCGUACCGAGUAUUGAAAAAAUCUCCAACACCCCAAGGCCCAGUGAUAUCGAUGAGGAUGUUAGCUAA
This is a messenger RNA of Musca vetustissima, 1977 nucleotides long. Its product is annotated as dynein intermediate chain 3, ciliary-like. Gene Ontology annotation, biological process: cilium movement; outer dynein arm assembly. The record is from RefSeq and is a predicted model, not a curated record. Bases 1 to 1977 code for a protein of 658 amino acids. Gene Ontology annotation, molecular function: dynein heavy chain binding; dynein light chain binding. The transcript is spliced from 2 exons. Gene Ontology annotation, cellular component: outer dynein arm. Lineage: Eukaryota; Metazoa; Arthropoda; Insecta; Diptera; Muscidae.